Molecule: messenger RNA, 2419 nt
Organism: Radiomyces spectabilis
Lineage: Eukaryota; Fungi; Mucoromycota; Mucoromycetes; Mucorales; Radiomycetaceae
Exons: 2
Coding region: 297-2216 (639 amino acids)
Source: RefSeq, a predicted model, not a curated record
CUUCUUUCUUUUCUUUUUUCAUUCACCUCUGUUAAACUCACUCCCUUUUUCUUUUUAUUUGCUUCGCGCAUUUACAUCACGUUUUUGAAGUGAUUCGCCUAUUCUUUCAAAGACUCUCUUUUUUCUGCAAAACGACGAUUUAUCCUUUUGCAUUGUUCGACAAUUUCUUCCUCCUGGAUAUUGCAUGAGCCCUUUAUCAUUGUUCUAUUACGAGAUUUUAUCUGUUCGAUCUUGAUUUUCUCGUAUUAUCCUUGGCUUAUCAUUUAAAUUCAUCGUGAUUCUAUUUAUUUCUCGUCAUGUCACCUACUAUCGAUGAACCCACCUCCUUGUUGCUGCAAGAUUUCCUAGUUGAACCGGCCAAGGUUGAACAUAUCCUCGAUCGUCUCACUUCCGAUCAAAUUGAGAUGAUCGAAUCUACCAUCAACCGUGUUAAGCGCAGAAAGUUCGUCAAGCAACAGCAAGUAUCGACGGCAACCGAUCCCGCCGCCGCCGUGGCUGUAUUGGCCGAUGCGUUAGCUGCAGCUUUGACCGCCACUCCCUUGCAGCCCGGAUCAGUAAAGGAAGCAUCGACCACCCCUUCACCGCCGCCACCUUCUUCCGCUUCCAGUGGCGGCAUUCCAUCGCACGAUCUUACUGCCGAAGUUAAGGAUGGCGUGGAAUGGGUCUCCUUUGUCUAUUCUCACAAUCGCACCCUCAAACGAUACAAGAUUCGUACCGAUAUCCAUACCAUCUCUUUGGAUGCCAUUGAUGACAAGUUCAAGAGUGAAAACUGCGUUUAUCCUCGUGCCAAUCUCCCCAAGGAGACAUACCGUGGCAAUCGAUGGGCGUACGAAACCGAGUGUAAUGUGUUGGGAUGGAAACUGGCCUGGUUGAAUGCGGCCGAUAUUUCUGGUAAACGUGGGUUGAUUCAACGAGCCGUGGACAGUUACCGGAAUCGAUAUCCGAGUAUGCGAUCACGACGCGUUGCUCGUCAGGAGAAGUUGUUGAACGGUACGUUGCGAAAGAGAAAGAAUAAAGAGAUGGAGGAAGAAACCUUGGCCGAUAUUGCUUCGUCUUUGGCGUCGUGCAACGCCGCUUUCACCGCUUCCAUCUUCACUACUCCCACCACUUCCACAACGUCGCCUCUCAAUGCAUUGAUCGUCAAACCGGCCAAUCAUCCCAAAACGUUGGCCAUCGAUGACUUGAACACCAACACGCGUCACAAAAUCAAAAUCAAUGUGGAAACGGUCAAUUUGGACGAUAUCACACCCGAGUUCCGAAAAGCCAACUGUCCUUAUUCUCGUGUGAUGGGAAUGGAAGCCGAUCACUACAUCGCUGGUCGUACGCGUUGGUUGGAGGAAACCAUGUGCAACGAACUUGCUUGGAAAUUGGCGUGGCUCAACCCCAAGAUCCUCGCCAACAAGAAGAAUCUCCUUCAACGCGCCGUCGACAUGUAUCGUACAAAGUUUAUUCCAUCCUUGCAUCCCCGUAAAAAUUCCACCCGAUCACCUCCGAUUGCUCCUCCACAACCUCCUCAGAUGCCAAUGAUUCCCACCAUGCCACUCACGGUGUCGGCGUUGUCGGAACAAAAUGCACGAUUCGCUAGACAAGAAAAGAAUUCCACCCCCGGUUCACCCACUCUUUCUUGUGUGAGCGGCACCACGGCGUCGCUUGAUUUUGGGGAUUGUUUCUCGCUGGCCGAUGAAUCCUCUUCCGUCCAGGCGGCGGAUGAACAAGAAGACAAAUCACUUGCCACCACCACUACCACCACCACCAUCACUGCUACUACUGCUCUCACCACCCCUUCGUCCUCUUCCAUUCCGCCUCUUCCUUCCAUCCCCACCGCUACCCUCAACAACGACACCCUUUCUCCCAUCAGUGCAUCUUCGUUUUGGCAAGACACCAACGCCGCCACCCAUCGAUUACUGUCCCCUGGAUUCGACGAAUCAAGCUGUCACACCGCCUCCACUUCCAACAGUGUAGCGUGCACGCCCAGUCCUCCAGCCUCUUCGCUCUUUUUCGGAAUGUCCGAUAUGGAUCUCUAUGACUCAUUUAUGCUCCCUCCCGUCAACGACACCUUCCUUACCCUCAACGACCAAGAUUUGGGACUCAAGUAUUACGAUCCUUUAACCUCGCCCUCCCUUCCUUCGAGUGCUUUGCAACAACAAGAUGUGAUCAAAAUGGAAGAUUUUGAUGACGGUUUCAAUGCUGGACAAUUGUUGGAUCCUUUGUUCUAAAUGUUUUUUUUGGUUGUGUCCUCGUUUCCCCCCUAUGCGCGUGUUUGUAUAUAGUUCAAAAGAAAAAAAAGUAUCAUAGUUUUUUGUAAUUUGUCAUUUUGUUAUAUUUUUGUGUUCUUAUGUUUUUUGUCUAUAGCUUUUUAUAGAUUAGAUCUGCAGAGGAAGAAAAAAAAAGUGUCCUUUUCAUAAUAAAUAGUCUGUAG